UAACGCGCAUUGUAACAUAACACAGUACAACGCAAUACAAGGCUCCGUAGGUUGAAAUAUUGCAUCACAGAUAGACUGCAUAUCCAUCCAUUUUCAGUACCAUUUUUAACAGUUAAAAUGUAGUUUACUAACACAGGAAGCCUUUUAGACUGUAUUAUCAUUGUAGCUAAGCCUUAUAUAAUAAGCAAAGCGGGAUUGCAGCAGUGGCUAACGGCUAUCAGCUCCAACAACAGAGACUUAUCAAAGAUGUGUAAAUAAAAGUGAUGCUCCUCUGCGGCGGAUGACCAGAGGUACUUUCGGACGGUACGAGACUGGUGGGAAUCAACAGUCAAGAUGAUGAAGAAAAAGAAGUUUAAGUUCAGAGUGGAUUUUGUGCUGGACGAGCUGUCGUCGGUUCCGUUUGUGAACGGGGUUCUGUUCUGUAAAGUCCGCCUGCUCGACGGCGGAUUCUCGGAAGAGUCGUCACGGGAGACAGUUCAGGCUAACUGUGUACACUGGAGAAAGAGAUUCUCCUUCCCCUGUAAAAUGAGCGCUAAUGCUGGAACUGGAGUCCUUGACCCCUGUGUGUGUCGAGUUUCAGUCAGAAAGGAACUGAAAGGUGGAAAGACUUAUGCAAAGCUGGGUUUUGCUGAUCUCAACCUGGCUGAGUUUGCAGGGUCAGGCAGUACCACACGCAGGUGUCUGCUGGAGGGUUAUGACACCAAGAACACUAGGCAAGACAACUCCAUUCUUAAGGUGAUUAUUAGCACACAGUUAAUGUCUGGGGACCCUUGCUUCAAAACGCCUCCAUCCACUGCCACAGUGAUAGGCAUUCAGGGUGAUGCUGAGAGUCUGCUGGAAGACAGGAAAGGAGGAGACACACAGAAACCUUUUCUGAGCCUCUCAGAGACAUCAGGGAAGUGUGGCUCUCUGCCUGAUGAAUUGGGACUGUGUGGACACUCUCGAACGUCCAGUUACGCUAGUCAGCAGUCCAAAGUAUCAGGCUAUAGUACGGGUCACUCACGUUCCUCCAGUCUGUCGGAGUUCUCUCACAGGAGAAACACUUCGGUGGGCAGUACUUCCACUGGAAUUGCCAGCAUCCCUGAACCCAGUGAAGAGAGUGACCAAACUACAGCACCCCCUACAGCCCCGGGUGUCUGCGCUGCUGUGCCUGAACACCCAUCAACCCCUGACAGAGCUGCCAGCAGAUACCCAGUGAAACAGGACUCAAUGGAGUCUCAGCUGAAAAGGGUAGAUGCCACACGGGUGGAUGCUGAUGACGUAGUAGAGAAGAUCCUGCAGAGCCAGGAUUUCACCCACAGUCUGCUGGACUCCAGCGCUGAAGAGGAAGGCCUUCGCUUGUUUGUGGGUCCUGGUGGAAGCACAGCACUUGGUAGCCACCACCUUCCUGCCAGGGUUGGAGCUGGUGCCUAUGAACAGGUGGUGAUCAAACGCUAGGAUUGGGAGAUGCCAGAAGGAGACAUGUCAAAAACCAAAGUCUGUUUCGUGGGAGGAGAGAGAGGGAAGGUGGGAGGGACAAAGAGAUCAAAAGAGACAUUUCGAACCUAUUUCAGCUUUGAUGAAACUGUGUGCCCUCUGCUGGCUACAUAUAGAUCUGACAGCUCCUCUGAAUGAGGCUGCCAUUGUUGCCAUAUGUGUUUCACUGUGAGGUAAAGUCAGUCUUCUAACACAUCUGCAUUGCAAACCAUAACCGUUAUUUUUCCUCGCUAUUUUUGUAACUUUCAUAGUGCUGUUUUUUUGUUUAUAAUAUCUCUGUAUAUUUUAGCCUGUAUUUACGUUUGUAAGCCAGUGUAAGGGGUCUGUCCGUAAUAUUUGGAGUUUGUAUAAAUUUUCGCAACAUUGUGUAUGUGUGUGAGGUGUAUACUGUUUCUGCAGAGGAAGGUUACCGCUUAUAACUUCUAUAGCUGGUAUUCUGUCAUCGCUUUACUGUACAAAUGGAAAUCAAACUGUCCCAACCCACUCCAGCGCCAAGCCUAAAUCAGUCCGCAGGUUGUCUAAAUUUGUUUGUGUGCGUGUAAGAGGUCGUGAUCUGUUUGACAGAGCCGUUUUCAGACUUUAGUAAAAUGUUAAUUUGAAAAGCACUUUGAAUUCAAGGACUCUUCAAAACUUUACAUGUUAACAUGUCAUUAUUUUCAGGAGUGAAGGGAGUUUAAAAGGAUGAACUGUUGUUAUCAUGAGACUAAUGAUCCAGUUAGCCCAUACACAUUGAAUGUGUAUUUCUUCUGUUCUAUUGUUGUCAAAUGAGGACUUUCAGCUUGACUUAAAUGCAGAUUAUAUAACUUCAACAGCUGUGUUGUAUGUAGAUAUGUAGUCAUUUUGCAGUUCGAUUUGUAGACACAUUUGCUACUUCAGAACUAAGCAGAUGAAUAUCAGGUACAGUUAGCUGUGUAUUACAUAACCAUUUAUAAUAUCACGUAAAUAUACUGGCUUUCACGCAUGGACGAAAUCGGACAAGCUUUGUUCUAAAGCUACGCUUAGUAACAGGGCAGCAGCGAAUUAAGCUAUUAACCAUUUCAACAAUGCUUGAAAUUGAAAUAUUUAGCACAAGGAUCUCUAGAUAAUGUAAGCAACACAUGACAUAACACUACUACUUUUUGCAGUACUUGAUGUAUCAUUUAAAUGAAGCUAUUUUAAUUCAGUGCUGAGGUCAUAAGUAUCUGUGACUGUAAGAUCAGCUGUAGGGAAUAUCAGAAGAUAUCAAACCAUAACUUAGUGCUUAUCUUGUUUUAUGUGAAUGUAUGUCCAUAUCUUCUCGGAAGCCAUUUACUGUUUUAAACAUAUAAAUUCCCUUGCCUCUGUGAUGCUGAUUGUGUGAGGAUUGAGUGUGUGUGUGUGUGUGUGUGUACAGUCUGUUUGUAGCACUUGAUUAUAUCGUAACGGACUAGAAUUAACUUCAAAGUUUAAGUGUACAAAUGCAUGGGUGUCUCACCUACUCAAUGUGUCUGAAGCAUCCAGCCUUUUGUGUAGACUUUGCUAUCGCAUAUCCCAAACAUCUCCGUCAGGUUGGUCCUGGCCCAUCAAUAUCCAAACAUUAAAGAACCCUGACAGGAAGCUUGGAUUCAAUAGUAAACUCGACCGCAUGUCUCAGGUUUAAUAUUGUAUCUUCAUUAUUACUGCACAAACAAAGCACUACACUGCGAAUGUGUGCAAAUAUCAGUAUAGGCUAUUUAGAGAAUAUAGAGGCUAUAUCAGAUAUAUCAGAGAAUAGUUAGUUCUUUCAGCUUCAUUAUCUCCAUUAAAAUGAGUGACCUGCUUAGUUCUUUUGAACUCGAUUUUUACUAUUUUAAUUGAUCUACUGCCAAAAUGAAAGUCUAUUUUUAUGUAUUUGAGCUUUAGUGAUACUUUUAGGUUUAAAGUCUGUCAAGAUGCAAGUUUCGCACAGUUUCAUAUACGCCACUCUGUUAGAGGUUUCAGCCCUUUUCACCCACAGUUUUUCCCUAGUUACUCUUACAUAACCUGUAGGUUGGUCCUGGUACUUUACAUGUUGUAAAAAACAUGGUGGCUUUAUCUCUUCUGUGAAGUUUUGGUCCCUGUAAUUGUACCAUGUCUGAUGUAGAAACUAAGGUGACAUUGCUUUUGACUUGUCUUGCAAUGUUGUGUUCUAACCUUUGACCAAUAGUGGCUCUCGUGCCAUGUGUUCUGAUAUGAUGCUGGUAAGGUAUGUACCAUGCACUGUUAAAUAAAACCAGUACAUUUAAAAA
This is a messenger RNA of Myxocyprinus asiaticus (Chinese sucker), 3701 nucleotides long. It is a transcript of the gene eeig2b, whose product is annotated as family with sequence similarity 102 member Bb. The transcript has 11 exons. Bases 334 to 1437 code for a protein of 367 amino acids. The record is from RefSeq and is a predicted model, not a curated record. NCBI's taxonomy places the organism in Eukaryota, Metazoa, Chordata, Actinopteri, Cypriniformes, Catostomidae.